CGAACGUUUAGCCAAUUCAAGACCGUGCACCUCAGCAAACAUGGCCGCAAGCAACACCGAAGCCGAAGCCGAUGCCCUGGUUAUAUCGACCAACCCCGAGCACCCCGCUAACCUCAUCCCGGAGCUCUGCAGGUUGUUUUGGACGUUGGGCUGGGUUACAGGGACAGGAGGAGGCAUCACGAUAAAAGAGGGCGAAACCAUCUACAUUGCCCCAUCGGGAGUCCAGAAGGAGCGCAUGGAGCCUCAUCACCUCUAUGUCCUCACCCUAUCCCUUCCCCGCCGCGUCCUCCGCUCCCCACCGCCAUCUCUAGGGUUCAAACCAUCACAAUGCACACCUCUAUUUGCAAAUGCAUAUGAUAUGCGUGGGGCAGGAGCAUGCAUCCACACGCACUCCCAGAACGCCGUCAUGGCAACGUUGCUGUAUCCCGGGAAGGAGUUUGUGAUAACACAUCAGGAGAUGAUUAAGGGGAUCAGGAGGGGGAGCUCGAAGGAGUCGUUUAGGUAUUUUGAUCGGCUGGUGGUGCCUAUUGUAGAGAAUACGGCGCAGGAGGAGGAUUUGAAGGAUCGGAUGGCUAAGGCGAUUGCGGACUAUCCUGAAACAAAUGCCGUUUUGGUGAGGAGGCAUGGCGUCUAUGUCUGGGGAGAGAACUGGCAAAAGGCCAAAUCCAUGACCGAAUGCUACGACUACCUGUUUGAGAUUGCUGUGAAGAUGAAGAGCGUAGGGCUGGACCCAACCCAAGUCCCAGAUGAUAGCGAAUACCGUGACGUUUGCCAGCAGCAUUAGAUCUUAGAUUGUAGAAUUCUCGCCUGAGGUCGAAAACAGCGUAGCAACCGAAACAUACGAAGUCAUAUACGGCCUCGGUACGCCGCGCUUUGUCGCAGUCCUUCAAAAACGGGUAUUAUGGCGCUCAUAUCACAAUCGCUCUUGAAAGCUCCAUUCGACUACGCUUUCCGCUGAUCAACAGAGCCAGCCAGCUCGUAUUACAGUUCAUGAACCAAUGUUCUUAUUCAAAUGCAGU
This is a messenger RNA of Fimicolochytrium jonesii, 1019 nucleotides long. Its product is annotated as methylthioribulose-1-phosphate dehydratase. The coding region runs from base 41 to 784 and encodes 247 amino acids. Gene Ontology annotation, molecular function: metal ion binding; methylthioribulose 1-phosphate dehydratase activity. Lineage: Eukaryota; Fungi; Chytridiomycota; Chytridiomycetes; Spizellomycetales; Powellomycetaceae. The transcript has 4 exons. Gene Ontology annotation, cellular component: cytoplasm. The record is from RefSeq and is a predicted model, not a curated record.